Aegilops tauschii subsp. strangulata is the source of this 1008-nucleotide messenger RNA. NCBI's taxonomy places the organism in Eukaryota, Viridiplantae, Streptophyta, Magnoliopsida, Poales, Poaceae. The record is from RefSeq and is a predicted model, not a curated record.
AUGGUGGCGGCGACGGUCUUCGUGCCGUCGUCGGAGGGGGAGCACGGCCGAGGCAGUCGUGCAGACGUGAUGGACCUCGACCGGGAGGUCGUGGUCGUUGGUGAUGACACCCUGCCGCGCACCGACGUAGUCGAGCGGGCGGGGAUCCAUGGAGGCAGCGGCGACGCCGUCUUGGGGGAGGCAUCGCGGACGGCGCUGGAGGGGGCGGUUCGGACGCCGUCGAGCGAGGUGCCGCCGGUGGUGGAGCCGCAAGCCGCUCCGGCCUCCGGGCCAGCGUCGCAGCCGGAGGGGGCGCCGGCCUCAGGGGAGGCGGCCAGUGGGGGGCACGCCCUGGUGCCUCGGCCCGGGGGUCACCGGGUUGCCUGGUCGACCAGCGAGGUCUUCUUCGGGCCCCUGACCCAGGAGGAGGCGACGAUGGCCGCCGUGACCCAACGCCUGCGAGGGCGGACGGACCGGAUCCAGGCCUUCGCCCAGGCCGAGGUGGAGGCGACGCAGGAGCUAGAGCGCGCCGUGUUCCAACUCGACUCCUACCGGGUUAGCGUCUUCAACCGGCUCCUUGAGACGCACCGAUGUCUCAAGGAAAGGCUCGCCGCCAAGGAGGAGGAGCUCCGCGCCGCGGCAGCCGAGGUGUUGUCUUGGAGGACCCGGCUGAUCCGGGCCGGCUUCCACUACGACCGGCUUGUUGCCGACGCCGGUCAGCUUGGAGCCGAGGUGGAGCAGGCGAGGACAGAGGCGACGGGAGCCCGGCGGGCGCUCGACGAAGCCAGCCAACUGCAAGAGCAGCUGGCGGGCGACAAGGGUCGCCUCGAGGCCGAGGUGGAGCGCCUGAAGGCAGAGGCCGCCAAGGUCGUGGAGGCUCAGCAGGCCCUUGCCGAGGCGGACCAGCAACGCGGCAAGCUGGCCGACGACAAGGGGCAACUCGAGGACGAGGUGGAGCGCCUAAAGGCGCCGGUGGCCACGACGGAGGAGACCCGGGUUGGCGAGCAGCCGGUCGUGCAUCAACUUUAA